UCUAUAUGUAAACUAAUUAUUUUUUAUAACUUUAUAUAUAAGUCACAAAGAGUAAAUUCAAUAUGAAAGCUGUAAAAGUUACUUGUAAUGGGGAGUCAAAAAUUGUUGUUGCCACAUCCAAUGAUCUAAAUGCAUUUAUGGCAAAUAUUUGUUCUACUUUUAAUGUUCCAAACAUAUCAAAUUUAAAAUGGCUUGGUUGUGCAGUAAACACUUCAACUUUUCCUGCAGUAAUAUGUGAGCAAUCGGUAGAAAUGACAGUAGAAGUUUCCAGUUUCAUUGAUAUUUCAAAUAGCUAUCCAUUAAACGGGUUUUUAGCUCAUUUAGAAGACUUUAACAAUUCAGAAAGAAAUCAAAUUAAUUCUGCUGUCAAUACAGAUCAACACAUCUUCUUCAAUCCCUCUCUUAAUUAUCAAUCACAAUCAUCAUUAAAAAAUUAUUCAGCUUGCUCUACAACAUCAUUAACAAAUAUAUCUAUAGAAACUGAGAGUGGUACAGAGUUAGUUGCAGACUCAUCCAGCUGCAAUAGACCUCAAAUAACCAAAAGAAAGAUCUUAAAAGUACCAUUUCCUGAAGCUGGAAUUCGUAGCAUUGAAGAAUAUUUUAAUUUUUCAGUGAUUGAGUAUUUGAAUGGAAAAAGUAUUUCUAUCAACAAUAUAGAAAAACAGUUAAAAACCUCCUUAAUUAAUUAUUGCAGGGAUUUUCUGCCUCAAAGCAAUGAUAAAUGGGUUAGGAGAGAGUUUUUUACACGUUUGAAAUCUUCAAUGAUAAGUCGAUUUCCAUUAUGUAUGGAGGACUGGGAUAAGCUUUUAGGUUUAAUAGCUAAUACAUUAAGACAGCAACAAUGGACUAAGUCAAACAAAGCCAGUCCAAAAUUUGGACAACUUUCUAAAUCCAAAAAAUCAUCUUCUUUGUUGGCGUUAGUAAACUCAGCUGAACCUGUUUUAAGUAAAGAACAGUUACUUCAUGAAGUUGAGAUUGAGCUGCAGAAGAAUAAGCCUUCAACUCAAGUUUUGGCAAUUUUAAAUCGGAAUUUGUUUGAGCCCCAGAUAUUUAAAAGCAUCCCGAUUCGACUGCAAUUAACUCCAUCUCUUCUUAUAAGCGAGUUUUGCAGACUUUAUCCCAUGUUUGCAGAUUUCGAAAGUAAUUCUAAAGAGUUUUGCAACUUAGUUUUUUCCGAUGGGUCGGUUUUUUUGAAUUUAAUAAAAUUUCAAAGUGAUGUCUCCUGUAAAAAGUCUUCUUCCAAUGCUUUCCAUGUAACUCAGUCUGAUAAUCUGGAUGAAAUGCUGGGAGUAUCGAUACCUGGUCCACAAGUAGUAUUCAAUGAAACCCAUUUUAUGAUUUGUAGCAGAAAUGGAUGUGAGCUGAAGAAAGCACAGAUUUCAUCAGCCAGCGAAGUGUUUUGUUGCAUCAUUGCCAUUUACUAUCUUAUGGACUUGACAUAUCCAUCUAGUUAUGCGCAAACACUAGGUGUUUUACAGGAAAUUAUUUUGAAAGACACUUUUCUUCACAAAUCACAUAAAGCAACCAACUAUUUAAAAAAAUAUGGUUUAUUAAAGUGCUAA
Molecule: messenger RNA, 1562 nt
Organism: Hydra vulgaris (swiftwater hydra)
Lineage: Eukaryota; Metazoa; Cnidaria; Hydrozoa; Anthoathecata; Hydridae
Source: RefSeq, a predicted model, not a curated record